Molecule: messenger RNA, 489 nt
Organism: Cajanus cajan (pigeon pea)
Lineage: Eukaryota; Viridiplantae; Streptophyta; Magnoliopsida; Fabales; Fabaceae
Source: RefSeq, a predicted model, not a curated record
GGUAUGAAAAGGGCAAUGAAUAUGCUGAAGAACAUGCUGCAAGAAAGACAGGGAAUGCAUAAGAAAGAGCAAACAGAUUUCUUUGACUAUGUUAUUGAAGAACUAAAGAAAGAGGGAACAAUCCUCACUGAAGCGAUCGCUCUGGACCUCAUGUUUGUGCUCCUCUUUGCAAGCUUUGAAACCACUUCUCUCGCUAUUACUUAUGCUAUUAAAUUACUCUCGGACCAUCCCUUAGUGCUCAAGCAAUUACAAGAAGAACAUGAAGCCAUCAUCAAACGACGUGAAGAUCCUAACUCCGGAGUCACGUGGAAAGAAUACAAAUCAAUGACAUUUACAUUUCAGGUCAUAAAUGAAACCGUGAGACUCGCAAAUAUAGUUCCAGGAAUCUUCCGGAAGGCACUGAGGGAAAUUAAUUUUAAGGGUAUGCCAUAUGUGAUUGCUUAUUUGCACAAAUAUCAUUCAUAUUACAAAAAGACAACCCGUUUUUGA